AUGAACACACUUAUUGCCAAAGUUUCACGUGGGGGCAUUCUCGAGCGACGACCCUCGACGGAAAGAUUCACUGGUUCUGGGCUGAAACGCCGCUUCAGCAAGCUGGUUGCGAAGUCAAUAUCUAGUAGCAAGACAACCAACCGAACAAGUUCAAUAGAGUCCACCGUCGAAGACCUGGAAAACUGUUAUACUGUGGUUGAGGGCGAUUCUUCGGCAUUUCUAUACACACCUACCACGUCAACAAGGAAUGAUGUUGAGAACGACAGUUUAUAUUCGCUUUCGAAAGCGAAUUGCACCGUGGACAAUUUUGCCUCUUCUAUCUACAUCAGGAUGAGCGAUAUUUGUAGCAAUGAUGGUACUGAUGAGGUUGAUUUUGAUAUUAAGAAUUUGAGAUGUAUCGAAAUAUCAUAUGUUGCGUUUCCAUUGUCGAAGCUACGAGACAUCCUUGAUUUUGUUUAUGUAAAUCAAGAUGACGAAGGCAGCCUUACAUCAUAUCCUGAAUUUCUUCGUAAUCACAUUUUCCUGGAUGUCGAAAACAUGCCCAUAUGGACCGAAAUGGCAAACGAACUUCUCCACAGAUCUGUCUCCGGGCAUAUCGAAGAAAUUUUCUCUCACGAUUACAGGUAG
Molecule: messenger RNA, 627 nt
Organism: Talaromyces proteolyticus
Lineage: Eukaryota; Fungi; Ascomycota; Eurotiomycetes; Eurotiales; Trichocomaceae
Exons: 1
Coding region: 1-627 (208 amino acids)
Source: RefSeq, a predicted model, not a curated record